This is a messenger RNA of Aplysia californica (California sea hare), 1654 nucleotides long. RefSeq names its product alpha-2B adrenergic receptor. Bases 265 to 1308 code for a protein of 347 amino acids. The record is from RefSeq and is a predicted model, not a curated record. The transcript has 2 exons. NCBI's taxonomy places the organism in Eukaryota, Metazoa, Mollusca, Gastropoda, Aplysiida, Aplysiidae. Gene Ontology annotation, molecular function: G protein-coupled receptor activity.
ACUGAAAGACACGACCAGAUAGACUUAUGUAAUGAAAACGAGGCAGCAGUGUUAUUGUGUGGUUACAAUAGAUUAGAAUCUCCACAGAAUCAUGUCAACGUCUGUGGUGUCACCAGCGAUGAUUCUAUUGAUGUUUUGGGGGAAGGAGACGACAAACAUUUGAUCAAAGAGUCGAGGAAACUCGGACAAGUAGAUCGAGAGGAUCAAAAUAAAAGUGGCAAGCUUGUUGAGUCGCACGGUAGAUCUAACAGCGGGUCAUGUUCUAUGGCAAAUUCGGAACCAGGUUCUGAAAGCGCGCCACCCAAGUCAAGUAAUGAAAUCUUUUUGUAUUUGGGGGAUGGUUUAGAGUCGGGUGAGACUGGACAACUUUCACAAGAUGAGAAGGUAAAAGAUGUUGGCGUUGUUGUGGACAGCACUAGAGACAAGGAGACAAUCUGUGACACGGGAGUCUCUCUCAAUAAAAAUGGCAUUUUGCUGACAGAAGCUAUACUUGUUCCUGAUUCGAAGAUUCCUAGAAGACAAACGAGUGUUAUGUUCAAACUUGAUGAUUCGAAUCAGGAAAGCUCCGAUAAUGAAUACCAUUCCAAUACAGCAGCACAACAACAUUCAAAUCACAACGACGACAAAAGUACUGGAGAUUCUUUGAGAACACAUGGCUCAACUGUUUUAUCAGCUCAACAAAGCGUUGACACUCAGCAAACUUCCCAGUUACUGGAAGAGACAAACAAAGCAUCUCAGACGCCUCCCUCAAAUGUCUCAAAGACAGACGGCAGUUCUGCCAAGAAACUCUCCAAAUCGUCCAAGAAAGGUAACAGACAGGGCAAUAGCUUGGUAAAAGUCCUGAGCCAUCAUCUCAGCGAUCGAGAGACCAGCAGCAGCUACGUGGAGGACGAUGAUGUCUCCGCCAGUAAUCUGCACCGGUUCUUCAAUCUGAGAAAACUCCGAGGCUUCACUGGAUCCGGAAACUCAAACCGGUCCUCCAAGUCGACUGCUUCUCGGAAUCGCUUCCGGCGAGAGAAACACAUGACCAUGAUGUUGCUAUCGGUGACCGCUGCCUUCCUGCUGUCCUGGGUCCCGCCCUGGUUCAUCUACAUGACCUUCAUCUAUAAAAUUCCCGUCUUCUCCGACCCCAUCCUGGCGCGCGUGGCUCACCGGCACCUGGACCGCAUCCACCUGGUCAGCUUUGUGGCCAACCCCAUCAUCUACUACACCUUCAACCCCACCUUCAGGACAAAGGCCAAGGAGCUCCUCAGGUGUCUCUGCUGCUGCUGUUGCCGCAAGCGGGAUGCCGGGGAGAGCCAGGGAUGAUGGAGGAGAGAGCAAAACAUAAUGGAGGAGAGAGUCAGGCAUCAUGGAGGAAAGGAGAGAGUCAGGCAUCAUGGAGGAGAGGAGAGAGCCACGCAUCAAGAAGGAGAGGAGAGAGCCUGGCAUGAUGGAAGAGAGAGCUAAAAGGGAUGGGGGAGAGAGCUAAACGGGAUAAAGGAGAUGAGAGAGCCAGAGCUAAACAGGAUGUUCAAGAGAGCCAGACAUGAUGGAGAAGAAGGGCUAGUCAGGGCGGCGACAAUCUUCGCAGAUCUACCCCGUCCCAUCUCCCCUUCGCUCUCACUUUUUUCCUCCCCCCUCUCCCUUUUCCCACAUCCCCCCUCCCCAUCUC